Molecule: messenger RNA, 1638 nt
Organism: Loxodonta africana (African savanna elephant)
Lineage: Eukaryota; Metazoa; Chordata; Mammalia; Proboscidea; Elephantidae
Product: olfactory receptor 1S1-like
Exons: 1
Coding region: 625-1638 (337 amino acids)
Biological process (GO): G protein-coupled receptor signaling pathway
Cellular component (GO): plasma membrane
Molecular function (GO): G protein-coupled receptor activity; olfactory receptor activity
Source: RefSeq, a predicted model, not a curated record
UUCAAUAAAUGGAAAUGGGGAAUCCUAGGUCAAGAAGGGGAAAAUAUUGACAUGUCAUGGGGUUGGCAACGAUGCGAGAAAACAGCAUGUGUGUUAACUGUUUAAUGAGAAGUUAACUUGGUCUCUAAACCUUCAUCGAAACACAAUGAAAAAAAAAACAAAUUAGGAAGAUGCAUUCAUAAAAAAAAUGUGAUAUACUCCAAAAAAGAGAAAAUGAGUAUGCUAAUUAUAUUAUUCAGUAGUGAAAAAUUAUGUAGCCAUUAAAUAUUACGUUAUAAAGAAAAAAAGUUAAAUAAUUCCAUAAUAACUAGACCUUCUUCACCCUUGGAGUCCCUGGGUGGCACAAACAGUUAGCCGCUUAGCUGCUAAUCAAAAAGUUGGCGGCUUGAGUCCACCUAGAGGUGCCUAGUCCCAAAAGAGCACAGCCAUUGGAAACUCUUUGGAGCACAGUUCUACUCUGAAACACAUGGGGUCACCAUGAGUUAGAAUCAACUCAACAGCAAUCAGUUCAGGGGUUUUUGACAGUUUGUUUUCUCCAAUCUUUAUUUCCCUUUAGCCUAGAGGGAGUUCUCUCCCUGCAAUUGCUGCAGUUGAAAGGUACUACACUGGUUUUCCUGUGGGGGUAUGGGGAUUUUGUGUUCUUUUCUUCAGAUCAGCAGAAAUAUGCACCAAGGAAACCAAACUACCAUCUCUGAAUUCAUCCUCCUGGGACUCUCCAAACAUGCUGAACAACAGAAUGUCCUCUUUGUGCUUUUUCUGGGUAUGUACCUGGUCACAAUGGUUGGGAAUGGGCUCAUCAUCCUGGCCAUUGUCUUGGAUUCUUACCUUCACACCCCCAUGUAUCUCUUCCUUGCCAAUCUAUCCUUUGCUGAUAUAUCCUCCAUUUCCACCUCAGUCCCCAAAAUGCUGAUGAAUAUUCACACCAAGAGUCAAUCCAUCUCCUAUGAGAGCUGCAUCACACAAAUGUACUUUUUCAUUGUUUUUGUCGUCAUUGACAAUUUCCUUUUGGGGGUCAUGGCCUAUGAUCGCUUCGUGGCUAUCUGCCACCCUCUGAACUAUACAACCAUCAUGCAGCCCAGGAUCUGUGCUUUGCUGACAGUCAUCCCGUGGGUCCUCAGUAAUAUUGUUGCCCUGACACACACCCUUCUGUUCAUUCAACUGAUCUUCUGUGACAGCAACAUUCUCCCACACUUCCUCUGUGACCUGGCCCCACUGCUGAAACUGUCCUGCUCAGAUACAAUGGUCAAUGAGCUCGUGUUGUUUGUCGUGGGCUUAUCUGUCUUCGCCUUCCCCUUUGCCCUCAUCCUUUUCUCCUACAUCCACAUCAUCAAGGCUGUCCUGAGAAUUUCAUCCAGAGAGGGAAAAUGGAAAGCUUUCUCUACCUGUGGCUCUCACUUGACGGUCGUAUUACUCUUCUAUGGGACCAUUAUAGGGGUUUACUUCUUCCCUUCAUCUACCCACCCUGAUGACACAGAUAAGAUUGGAGCAGUACUAUUCACUGUGGUGACACCCAUGAUGAACCCCUUCAUCUAUAGCCUAAGGAACAAGGACAUGAAAAGUGCCCUGAGAAAACUCGUCAAUACAAAACGGUUUCUCCCUUCAAUGCCCUGGGCGUCUGAAUUCUUUUUAUCUCCAUAA